This is a messenger RNA of Salvia splendens (bonfire salvia), 986 nucleotides long. Its product is annotated as bZIP transcription factor 11. Gene Ontology annotation, biological process: positive regulation of DNA-templated transcription. The transcript has a single exon. The record is from RefSeq and is a predicted model, not a curated record. Bases 369 to 830 code for a protein of 153 amino acids. Gene Ontology annotation, molecular function: DNA-binding transcription factor activity; transcription cis-regulatory region binding. Lineage: Eukaryota; Viridiplantae; Streptophyta; Magnoliopsida; Lamiales; Lamiaceae. Gene Ontology annotation, cellular component: nucleus.
CUUCACCACCACCAUAAGCCUCUCUCCUCCUCUAAUUCAAACCCUAAUUCUCCUCCUUUCUCUCUCUCUCUCUCUCUCUCUCUCAUUCAAGCCUAAUCAAAUCCAAAUUAAGUUAAAAUCGAGAAUAACAUUUUCAUAUGGAAGAGUUGGAUGAUAGAAUUGGAAUCAUCAUGUCACCUCUAGUGAGUGAGGUCCUCCUUUCUGGAUUCACCAUCAACUCCUUCCUACGACGUCGUUCUCACCUCGUCCAAUCCUUCUCCGUCGUCUUCCUCUACUGGUUCUACGUUUUUUCAUGAACACAAACCCUAAUUAAAUCCCCAGUUCUCACAUACAAACCCUAAUUUCACUCAACAAAACACAAUUCAACCAUGGCUUCCCCAAUCAGCGGCACUUCUUCCGGCUCAAACUCCGAUCCUAACAACAAGCUGCAGUCGGAGAUGCGGAAACGGAAGAGAAUGCUGUCCAAUCGAGAAUCCGCGAGGCGAUCGCGGAUGAGGAAACAGAAGCUUCUGGACGAUCUGACGGCUCAGGCGAACCAUCUGAGGGCGGAGAACAAUCAUAUGCUAUCAAACAUCAAUGUGGUGACGCAUCUCUACUUGAAUAUGGAGUCGGAGAAUUCGAUUCUCCGGGCUCAGAUGGCGGAGCUGAAUCACAGGCUCCAUGCCUUGAAUGAGAUCACCAGCUGCUUGAGCUCGAGCCAGGGAUUGUUGCCGGCUGCUGCUGGAUUUGUUGAAGAUGAUGAAGGAGAUUUUGAUGAUUUGUUGAAUCCAUGGAGUUUGAUCCAUGUUAAUCACCCAAUCAUGGCUUCUGCUGAUGCUUUCUUGUAUUAGAUGCUUGAUGAUGAUGAUUGAUUCAUGGGAUUUCAUUUAAUUUGCCAUGUUUUGUUUUGAUUAAUAAUGUAUGAUUGAUAUAGAGUUAGGUGGAUUAAUGUGUGAUGCAAUCGAGUUGAACUUCAUUAAUCAUUUCAAGCAUUAUUAAUUGUAAAA